UACCCGUAUCGUUUUUCGUAUCAUCUGUUUUUGUUCACAAAAAUCAAGUCUCUGAUUUUGCAUCAAUAAAGUGUGAUAAGGUAAGAGCGUAUUGGUCUUGAUCUUUGCAAUCUUUUUUUGGUGCUUUCUAUGGAAUUGUUACUAUCAUUAGUCGUGGGACAUCACUUCCAAAGAUCGCUGAAGUCGAUUCUUCAACGAUGCUGCCUGUGCCUAUCGAGUGGAGGGUAAUGUGUAACUCCGAUACACAUUGCUUUCCCGAACUUCUCUGUGUCUACGUUGUCCAGGAAUCAUUCGGCCCGAGUUUCGUCAUUGGCAUGUCUUUUGAUAGCUACGUUUCGACUCGUCAUGCUGGUGAAAUGCUGGGAGAUAAUAGCUUCAGAUUGCUGUUUGUGUCUGGUUCAGCAUAUGAUGGGCUGCAGGAAAAGUCGCCACUAUAUUUUCUCACACUUGACAAUUCAUUUCGUAUUCUUAUUAAGGACACCGGGAUUGCCACUGCGAGUAUUGUCAUACUCGUCUUUGAAGUCAGUAUAUCAGAAAGAAAACAUCAGCAAGAAAAAGAAGUUGCAAACAUGGAGAGACAAGUUAUACUUUCGGUCAUUGUCCUAGUGUGUAUCAAUGUGAUGGACUCGAUUAUGGGUGCCGUUGUUGGACCAACCCUCAUUUUCUAUGUUUUCGAACUUGGAGGAAACAAGGAUGAUUACGGAAUGAUGAAAAGUGUCGUUUCAUUGUCUGCAAUGAUUGCAAUUCCCCUUUUUGGAAACUGGGUCGAUUCCAACGGAAACAAAUACUUGGUGCCUUAUUUGACAUCAUUUUUUCUAGGAAUCAUUUCCUUUGUGAUGUACUUUCUUGUGAUUCUAUUGCCUAAGGGGCCUAUUGCAAUAUAUUCAUUGAUGUUCUCUCGAUUUCUUGAUGGAGCGGCGAUAGCUGGAAGGACUUUGUCAUACAGUUGGGUCGCAAGCUCGAUACCUCCAAACAAGCAAAGAACCAUAUUUACUCUUCUUUCGUCAUCGCGUACUCUUGGUAUGGUCUUGGGGCCCUUGACAAAUUAUCUUGUGAGCGAAAUCAACACAGAAAUAACGAUUUUUGGCACAACAAUUAAGAUCGAUCCCAACAACUCGAUCGGUCUCUUGAUGGUUGGUGGAGAAAUUAUUCUUAUCGUUAUUACGUUGCUCUUCUUCCAGGAACCUCCGGUGAAGGAUGACAAGUUGAAAAAGUCCACAACCGAAACUUCAGUAACUGAAUCGAAAGGGGUAUUUUACGCCCUCACCCACUUUGAUAUCUUUUUCCCUGUCUUUACCAUGUUCGUCGUGGGAUGCAAUUUUAGUCUGUAAGUUGUUCCUCUGUUUUUGUUGCCUGUUCCAAGAUUUUGAAGCACCUGAUAAGUUAGUCUUCGAGACUUUUCUCAAGGAGCUUUUAUUUUUGUUCAUUUAUUUUCACAUUUUACAAUGGACUUGCAGACUUGGUACGGCCUUCUCCCCAGUUGCACGCAACAUGGGUUGGACUCCGGUGAAUAUUUCAGAAGUGACCGCUUACGGGUCGAUAAUUAUGGCUUUUGGUAUGGUAGCAUCAAUGGUUGUAACUACGAGAGACGUGUCUGAUGCGCAGAUGCUUUUGUUCGGUUUCGGGACCAUGUUCUUCAGUGGGUUCUUCAUGUACGAAUGGUGGAUUGAUGGAGUUGGCUACUGGAGGUUUACUUUGCCAAUGUACUUGGUUUACUUUUCUUAUCCCUUCAUUGGACCCGCAAACCGUAGCAGAUACACUCAAGCUGUACAUUCAAACAAGGAAUUAGAAGGAUCCCACGGAAUCAUGAUGUCUUUGAUCAACCAGGCGGGUGCGGCGGCAGGUUUAGUAGCUCCUACCCUGGUUGCCUCGUUCGUUCUAAGAACUCAAGAGGAUAUCGACGCAAGCCCUGACAAACACCAAUUGACUCCAGGAGGUCUUUAUGUUCCCAUUUUUUGUGCCGUCAUCAUUACAGGGGUGAUAUACCAACACUUUACCGAGAUCCGCACAAAAAAUGAACCAGUUGGCGACACCGGUGCUGAUUCCGAAAGUACCAAGUUGCUGUCGCCUAGAGAGAAUAGAACUCCUCGAGCAAGUGUAGUUGAGAUUAGUGAGACCUUUUCGCGAGCGUCAGAGGUCAAUCGUCGCAUGUCCGUAGAUUGCAUGGGAAUAAGUAAUCCUGUGGAAACAAAGUACGAACAGGAAUUGGCAACGAAGCUUUUGGAAGACAAAAAAAUAUGGGAAGAACUUCAAGAGUUGGACGAAAUUGAAGAUUGAAAGCUGUUUGAAUUCUCGAUUCGUCUCUGUCAUGGCAUUACAAACACAAACAAUACACUUAGCGUGCUUGUACAGCACAAAUAUUAUAGGUCAUCAAAAAUAGUUGUGAGAAUUAUAAUCUAUUCAAAAUCUAUUAAUCAACUUUACUCUAUCUG
Pseudo-nitzschia multistriata is the source of this 2432-nucleotide messenger RNA. NCBI's taxonomy places the organism in Eukaryota, Bacillariophyta, Bacillariophyceae, Bacillariales, Bacillariaceae. The record is from the annotation of a GenBank genome assembly.